CCCUCCCUCCAGCAAGCGGAUUGCCUGUGCCACUGACGACAGCCACACAGUGCUGUGAGUGCGAGGCUGUGGAGAGACUGCAUCAAGGAGCGAGAACUGUGCGCUCGCAUCGGGAACGGUGCGUGGGAGUUGAUCUCUCUCUACCUUCCAUUUGCAUUCCUUCUUUAUUCUCUACACUCAUCCUCGGACGAGUUCAGGCGCACAGGGAGUCCCAUUACCGAGGGAGGAUCGCUCGGUGUGUGUGUGUGUGUGGGUUGCCUGCUUUACAGCUGUCAUCUUAGAACUGCGGUACUGCCGUCGUGGAGAAACUCAUUGGGAAUCUGCAAGAACGACUGGUUGUUUGCCUUUUCUUCCCCACUCAUUUUUUGAAGCUGUCUUUCAAGGCGAUGGACUUGAGAUAGUGCGUCUCAUUUUGAGUGUUGGCUGGGAGUUGCCGUCGGGGAGAAAUGCGAAAGGAUGCUUGGAAGCAGUGAAGGCUACAGCAGGUAACCGAUAAGAUGGCGGCCGGGGAAGCGACUGGGCACAGCUACCUGGUGGCUUGCUGGCAGCCCAUUCUGAUCCUGAUGUUGGGCACUGUGCUGUCUGGUUCCACCACAGGCUGCCCAUCCCGCUGCGAGUGCAAUGUUCAAGAGCGCUCUGUGAUGUGCCACCGCAAGAAGCUCAUGACAGUUCCUGAGGGCAUUCCCGCAGAAACACACCUGCUGGACCUCAGCAAGAACCGCAUUAGAACCAUCAACCCAGACGAAUUUGCCAACUUCCCCAACCUCGAACACCUGGAGCUCAGUGAGAACACAAUCUCCACUAUUGAACCCGGGGCAUUCAACAACCUUUAUGGCUUGCGGACAUUGGGGUUGCGUAGCAACAAGCUUAAGCUGAUCCAGCUCGGUGUCUUCACAGGCCUGAGCAAUCUCACACAGCUGGACAUAAGUGAAAACAAGAUUGUCAUCCUGUUGGACUACAUGUUCCAGGAUUUGUACAACCUCCGUUCUUUAGAGGUGGGUGAUAAUGACCUGGUUUUCAUCUCCCACCGGGCUUUUCAUGGCCUAAGUAGCCUUGAGCACCUGAGUCUUGAGAAGUGUAACCUGUCGUCUGUCCCAACAGAGGCUUUUACUCACCUCCACAGUUUGAUCACUCUCAGGCUGCGCCACCUCAAUAUCAAUGUCAUACGGGAUUACUCCUUUAAACGUCUCUAUCGGCUGAAGGUGUUGGAAAUUGCCAAUUGGCCAUAUUUGGAUACGAUGACCCCAAAUUGCUUGUAUGGAUUAAAUCUCACAUCCCUGAGCAUUGCAAAUGCUAACUUGACCACAAUUCCUUAUGUAGCCCUGCGGCACUUGGUGUAUUUGCGCUUUCUUAAUCUUUCUUAUAACCCUAUUCAUACCAUUGAGGGGAAUAAGCUUCAUGAUCUACUGCGUCUUCAGGAAUUUCACCUGGUAGGAGGCAGACUGGCAAUGAUUGAGCCCUACUCUUUCCGAGGUCUAAACUACCUGAAGAUUUUAAAUGUGUCUGGGAACUCUCUUAGCACUUUAGAGGAGUCUGUUUUCCAUUCAGUUGGCAACCUGGAAACCCUAGGCUUGUAUGAUAAUCCCCUGGCCUGUGACUGCCGACUCAUAUGGGUUUAUCGACGACGCUGGAGACUGAACUUCAACAGGCAGCCGCCCACCUGUGCCUCCCCCGAGUUUGUCCAAGGCAAAGAAUUCAAAGACUUCCCAGAUGUUCUGCAGCCUAACUAUUUCACGUGUCGCAAGUCCAGGAUUAGGGAUCGCAAACCACAGCAGAAAUUUGUUGAUGAAGGAGCCAUUGUUCAUUUUGCUUGCCAGGCAGAUGGAGAUCCUGCACCAGUGAUAAUGUGGCUAUCCCCACAGAAAAAGUUUAUCACCACCAAGACAAUUGGAAGGCUCUCUGUGCUGCCAGAUGGUACUCUUGAGGUGCGCUAUGCCCAGAUUCAAGACAAUGGUACAUAUGUGUGUAUAGCUAGCAAUGCAGGCGGAAAUGAUACCUCUCUUGCUCACCUGCACAUUCAUAGCUACUCCCCUGACUGGCCACACCAGCCCAACAAGACUUUUGCCUUCAUCUCCAACCAGCCCACAGAAACUGGUGCUAAUGGUACAAGAGCCAAUGUCCCUUUCCCCUUUGAUAUAAAGACGCUGAUCAUUGCGACCACAAUGGGUUUCAUCUCUUUUCUUGGUGUCGUCUUGUUUUGCUUGGUGCUGCUCUUCCUUUGGAGCAGAGGUAAAGGCAACACUAAGCACAACAUUGAGAUUGAGUAUGUGCCACGGAAAUCGGACGCAGGCAUGAGCAGCAGCACAGUGGAUGCUCCUCGCAAGUUCAACAUGAAGAUGAUAUAAUGGAGUUGUGGAGUUUAUUAAUUUUGAACUCAAAAAUAAGACAAAUGGAAAAGAUGACAUUUUCUUUCCUCUCUUACAAACCUGUGGAUUCUGGUCUGUUAACAUAGAGUAAUAUGUUUUUCCUGACUGAAGCACUAAAGAAGAGGGCAGUUCUUGACUUUCAAAAGUGAGAGGGAAUGAAGGCACACCCAGUGCUACAGAGCAUUGGUGGUUUCUACAAGGCCUGUGGGGGCAUUAAUUGAAAGUCAGAUUUGUCAUAAGCAGUUCAUAUUCCUGUGGAUUUAUACUGGGAAAAAUAUAUCUGAAAAGAAAAACACUUCAAACAGCCAGAAUGCGAGGGGCAGAUCAUGUUUUGGCCAUUGCUGUUUUUUGUCUGUAUUUUUUUUUAUUUAGUGUUUGUUAUUUUUUUAUUUCCAAGGUUAGAUGUCAAGUUAUGAAUGAGAUUUGUAUGGGUUGAUGAGCACAUUUAUACAACGUUGAUGCAUUUCACGCACGUCAUUACAAUACAUCAGUGUUAGAAUUGUGAAGGCUUUGUGUCUUUUUUUUCUUUCCUACAGUGAUGAUUGUUCUGUAAUCCAUCAAAUGUAUAUCUGUGUCACAAUAAUUGAUAAACAUUGUUGAAAGAGUAUGCCCCAGCAAUUAGCAUAAAUUCAUGACAAAA
Messenger RNA from Thunnus maccoyii (southern bluefin tuna), 3006 nucleotides. RefSeq names its product leucine rich repeat and Ig domain containing 1a (gene lingo1a). The record is from RefSeq and is a predicted model, not a curated record. Gene Ontology annotation, molecular function: protein binding. Bases 498 to 2345 code for a protein of 615 amino acids. The transcript is spliced from 2 exons. Gene Ontology annotation, cellular component: plasma membrane. NCBI's taxonomy places the organism in Eukaryota, Metazoa, Chordata, Actinopteri, Scombriformes, Scombridae.